ACUAGUAAGUAGUCAAUAUUUUAAUUACGUUUAUGAUUAUACUGAUAUUAGUGUUAUCUAAUAAAUUUGUUACCUAAUAUUGAUUUCACAGAUGCUGAUAAUCAAAAUAUACAAGAUGCUCCCGAGACCAAUGUGACCGAAGAAGACAUUACUGAAGAACAACUUGAGAAAACGGAAUGGUCGCAUGCAGCAGUAUUAUUUUUAAUAGAACAAUAUCGCGAAUACAAAAAAAAUUUCCAGAAGAAAAAUAGCAUCAAGAGACAUAUAUGGCUAAAAAUCUCUAAAAAUAUGCAACAACAGUCGUACAAAUAUUCAUCUGACCACAUCCAAAAUAAGCGGAAAAGAUUGUUAAGAACAUAUAAAUCCAUUAAAGACCACCAUGGUCAUACAGGAACGAAUAGGAAAAAUUGGCAGUAUUUUGAUUUAAUGGAUAAAUUGAUGCAUAAUAACCCAGCAGUCAUUCCUCCAGUAAUAGUGAGUAAUGGUAUUCUCGAAAAAACAACUUCUGAGGGCAUUAAAAUCACAGAAACUAAUCAACUAGAACAAUCUGAUACUUCUGAAGCCGAAAGAGAGAGUUUAGGACAAAGUAGUCCAACACCACCACCGAAAAGAAAGUGUACUACUGAUAACGUUACAGCAUUGCUUAAAACUGUUGUGGCUCAAUCACAAAAACAGCAUGAAGAGGAAAUGAAGGAACGGGUUAAAUUCAAUAACCUUCUGGAGAAACUGGUCAAUCAUGUUACUGGCGAAAAGUAAAUAAGGAGUCAAGUGCUUUUUUUUCUUUUUCUUAAUUAACAUUUCAUUUCUGAAUAGAUA
Molecule: messenger RNA, 816 nt
Organism: Anoplophora glabripennis (Asian longhorned beetle)
Lineage: Eukaryota; Metazoa; Arthropoda; Insecta; Coleoptera; Cerambycidae
Exons: 2
Coding region: 289-756 (155 amino acids)
Source: RefSeq, a predicted model, not a curated record